Molecule: messenger RNA, 1238 nt
Organism: Lathyrus oleraceus (garden pea)
Lineage: Eukaryota; Viridiplantae; Streptophyta; Magnoliopsida; Fabales; Fabaceae
Product: cell number regulator 8
Exons: 3
Coding region: 194-901 (235 amino acids)
Source: RefSeq, a predicted model, not a curated record
GAUCAAACAGAAAUAGUAAUUAAUUAACAUUACAUUGCAUUUUCCGUCAUAAACAGCAUUACAUUGCAUAGAAGAGAAGACCAACGCGGAGGGAUUUUGGCCUCCACCGACAUCUCUUCUCAAUUCUCAAAUUCACAUCAAUUAUAUUUCUGUUCUUCUCUGAAUCAAUCCAUCAUCAUCAUCAUCAUCAUCAAUGGCUGAUGAUAACAAGAAACUCAAUCACGACGAGGAGGCAAAUCCUCUUCUCCACCACCACCAUCACCACCAACAACAACCACCUAAAGCAGCUGAACAACCAACACAGGAGGAACUUUUCCAUCUAUGGACCGCUGAUGGUGUUCCCAUCGCCCAUGGAAGCGUAAUGGGCCAGCCUAUUCCCCGCUCUCCUUGGAAUUCCAGCGUCUGCGCUUGUCUCGGUCAAAGCGAUCACUUUUGCAGCAGCGAUCUCGAAGUUUGUCUUCUUGGGAGUGUGGCUCCUUGUGUGCUGUAUGGAAGCAAUGUUGAGAGACUUGGGUCGAAUAAUUCCGGGACAUUUGCCAAUCAUUGUUUGCAUUAUUCUGGCCUCUAUGUAAUUGGGAAUUCCUGCUGUGGUUGGAAUUGUCUUGCGCCGUGGUUUUCAUAUCCUAGCCGAACUGCAAUUCGUCGCAGGUUCAAUUUGGAGGGAAGCUGUGAGGCACUUAAUAGGUCAUGUGGGUGCUGCGGAAGCUUUUUGGAAGAUGAGGCGCAGCGUGAACAGUGCGAAUUGGCAUGUGACUUUGCAACCCAUUUCUUUUGUCAUGCCUGUGCUCUUUGUCAAGAAGGUCGUGAGCUCCGCCGUAGAGUGCCUCAUCCUGGCUUCAAUGCGCAACAAGUAUUGGUUAUGAUCCCACCUGCAGAGCAGGCAAUGGGUCGUGGGGCGUGAAAAACAUUCUUCCUCAUCUUGGAAGUGCUAUUCUGGUGUAUGCUAUUACUGUUGCUUUGAUAUGAUUUGACACGUCGAACUGCUGCCUCCCUUUUCUCCAGAUUUUGCUGAAGAGUAUCAUGGUUGUUUGUUUGAGUUUGGUAUAAAUAAAGAACAUACAGCACCAUUAUAUUUUCAGUUUGUAUCCUCUACUAUUCUGUAGUAUAUAUGUAUUUUGUUGCAAUAUGAAUUUAUAUGUAUUAUUGAGGGCAUGGUUCCUGUAUGGUUAUGAGUGGUUGUAGCCUGUAAUUCAGUGAAUGCAUAUUAUGUUUUAAAUAUAAAAAAAUAGUUAAUAUCA